This is a messenger RNA of Cyclopterus lumpus (lumpfish), 3298 nucleotides long. Its product is annotated as nectin-4-like. Gene Ontology annotation, biological process: heterophilic cell-cell adhesion; homophilic cell-cell adhesion. The transcript has 8 exons. The record is from RefSeq and is a predicted model, not a curated record. NCBI's taxonomy places the organism in Eukaryota, Metazoa, Chordata, Actinopteri, Perciformes, Cyclopteridae. Gene Ontology annotation, cellular component: adherens junction. Bases 46 to 1263 code for a protein of 405 amino acids.
AAAAAAACAAGAAGAAGAAUAAGGGUGCUUGAAAAAGAAAAGUCUAUGGAUGGAUCCGGUAAAUUCUGCGUCUACCUUAUCUUUAAACCAUGGAUAAUGUAUUUCUUCAGGAGCGCCGCGCUGACUUUAUUGGUGGCUGCCUUCCUGAGCACCGAUGGAGAAGUUCCCCCGGGGAUUGGAAAAAACAUGACCCUGGUGCAAGGAGGGACGGCUGUCUUACCGUGCAAACUCAUUGACACUAAGGAGUACGUCAGCCAGAUAUCAUGGAGGAAGGAACCUCAGAGCGUAAAUUUUUUCACAAUCUUGGAGAAGACUGGACCAAAAUUCAUCAACGAACAAGAUAAACGAUUUAAAUUUGUUGGGAACUUUAGUGACAACAAUGGAUCUCUACAGUUAUCCAACAUCAUGUUGAAAGAUGAAGGCACCUACACGUGCAUCAUCACGUUGUUCCCCAGCGGAAAUCUCAAGAUGGCGACCCUUCUGAACGUGCUCGUGCCUCCGGUCACAAGCCUGAAAGAUGAUCGUCCCACUGUGGGCGAUGAAGUGGUUUCCCUCGUCACUUGCAUGGCUGCUGGUUCCAAGCCCCGCGCAAAGGUACAAUGGCUGACUGGCACUUUGGGAGAAACCGUGAGUCAAACAAUCAACGUCACCGAGCAUGCCGACGGUACGACGACCACAGUCAGCUCGCUGUUUGGAGUACCGACCAGAGAAAUCGACCGCCGCUUGGUCAAGUGUGUCGUCACCAACGCAGCCAUGUCGAAAGAAGAAAGCCUGCCCUUCACCAUACAGAUCUACUUCCCACCCGUUGAAGUGACCAUCAGCAAAGGUUCGGAGGGUUCAUUUGAAUGUGUGACUGAAGCCAACCCAAAUGCAAGCAUUACCUGGACCAGACUCAACCAGUCGAAGCCUCAGUCUGCUGUUAAAGUAGACGGUGCAACGCUACAGUUUCCGAGCAUGACCUCUGACCUGAAUGGCCUCUACCAGUGUGAAGCAUCUAACCUAUAUGGAAGAAAACACAACUACGUCUAUGUGCAUGUGACUGAAUGCUGCCAAACAUAUUGCAUCUUAUUUUGGCUUCUCCUUCUCACGGUUACCUUUGGAGUCGUUGCAUUGUUGUACUUGUAUAAAACCAAGAGAUGUCUAUGGACAGGAGAGGACCCACGUGGAGAGAGGUCGAUUGUCUCAACAACUUCCAGCAUGCCUGAACGUUGUCAAAGAGUAAAAGAAGCAAAGGAGCAACUUCAGGCUGAGGUACCUCUUUGAUAUGCGUGGAAGCAAAAAAACUCGAAGACGGUUUGCAGGGAGUGGCUUUAACUGUUUGUCGCUGCGUUGCCAUUAACUGGCACGGUUCAUGUUUUCCCACCAACAACAUUAAUUUAUGAUGAUAACAAGGGGACUACGAAGCAUGUUUUCAUGCACACAAGAAACUAGCUGACUGACCAAGAAAUGAUUCAUGAGAAAACCUGAGAGUAUUGGACAAAGAACAUGCGCAAAAUAGACAAAACACCGAUCAACUAAGCACUCUUUUUUUAUGAUUUAUUUAUAUUUAUUUUAUUUCGGUACUGAAGUGUUUUUUUUUUUUUUUUUUUUUUUUUUUUUUUAAAUGGCGAAGAUCUCUCUGCCACCAUAUAAUAUAGUAUAAAAUUGAAAGUACAGUUUGUAUAAUGAUGUUGUCUUUGAAUGUAAACGUCAUGAUGGGUCUGUAAGUUAUCUCGAAAUGGUGAGAAAUGACCCACCUUGUUAAACAAUUGGGAGAAAUAACCUUUUCGCUUAUAUUACUGUCUCCUGGAGGAGCCUGCUGCUUUUGGUUGUUUUAUUAGAUAUUGUUAGAGAUUUGUCUUUGACUCAUAUUCACGUGCAUCGUAGCCGUGUGUGAGGUGAGCUUACAUAUCUGAGACGAGCUAUGGUGUCGGUCUAAAUGUCGUGUUUCCACAUGAUACUUUAAGAUUUAAGUCCAUAAUCAUCAUUCAUCAAGUCAUUCCAUUAUCAGCUUCCCAUUACAUUUUCUCAUGAAUAAUUUCCUGAACCUCUUGCCAUUAUUGGCAGUAUGGGACAAGUGGAUGUAGUCACCCUGACAUCACCCAUUGGUUUGAGCGCUGCGGUUUUGAAACCUCUACUUCUGCAUUUUGUCUGUCGACAUCUUGUUUUGGUACAGUCCAUCAGUCCGUCACUGAGGAAGACUUUGUUAGGCAGCUAAAAUGUUACUGCUGGCAGAUAAAUCUUUCCUUGAAUCCUUUACGGAUAGUUACUACUCUGUUACUCUGUACUUAAUGCUAAUGAAAGUAUGCUAAUGCUACAUGUUACAAUGUUAAUAUGCUGCUGUUGUGGAACUUUACCCUAUUUAUUUUACUAGAAGAAAUAUUAGGGGGGAUUAUUUUGUUGUGUGUGUGUGUGUGUGCGUAGUAGUAGCUUUUGGGCAACAUGUUGCCAUUUUCGUUAGUUUAUGGCGAACAUUUCUUUCUUUAAAGGGAAAAUUCUGCAACUUUUUUUUUUUGUGGAUAUCCAAUUUGUGUUAAUUUUAAAUGUAGUCCCUUGAAGCAAUACAUUCCUCGGUGCGUGCUAUAUUAACCAAGGAAGCUACCUGUACCAGAAAAUGCAUUGCGCACAAGAUUGAAGAGCCGAGUUGUGCCUAUAUUUUUGCAGGUAAUAAAAACAUGGAUGCUGCUUAGUCCGAACCAGCGUGAACCACCCAACUCUUUUCAUAUUGUCCAUAUUGUCAACAGUGACACUCCUUCCCAUAUGUGCCUUUUUGGAUGGCCCUGCAGCAUUUCUCCGACGAUAAACGGCUAGAAUAAAGAAGGUUGAAUAUCUGGAAAUGUAUCCUUAGCAUCCUCUGUACUUUGGGAUGCCUGUUCAACUGUCGGAAAUAUAACUAGCGAUAUAAACCUAAAGAGAAGGACGUUCUAUUGAUUGUUUUUUUCACAGCAGGUUUAGAGGAUAGCGCCCCAUGGUGGCUACACAGAAGUACACGCGGAAGUUUGUAGUUAUUAAUUCCUCACGCUUUGCCACUAGCAUCUAGGAAGUAGAACAUAUUUUGGAGCACGGGAAGUCGGCUAUCUCAAUAUGUUGUACUGAGGAACUUAUUAGUUCAAUCGACAUUUACCAUCAACGCUGAUUGGACAUCCCCAUAAACAGUUGCGAAUCUCUUUUUUUUUACUGUUGUAGUUGGUGCAUUGUUUCCCACACUAAUGUAAAAUGCUUUGUUUUCUCAGUUUGCUUUUUUACUAGUGAGGUGCAGCUUGUUCAUUCUUUGCUUUGCGCUGUAAUAAACGCUAAAUAAACAUUAAAGAAGCCUUGA